This is a messenger RNA of Mandrillus leucophaeus (drill), 4695 nucleotides long. It is a transcript of the gene SLC12A1, whose product is annotated as solute carrier family 12 (sodium/potassium/chloride transporter), member 1. The transcript is spliced from 27 exons. Gene Ontology annotation, cellular component: membrane. The record is from RefSeq and is a predicted model, not a curated record. The coding region runs from base 217 to 3516 and encodes 1099 amino acids. Gene Ontology annotation, biological process: chloride transmembrane transport; cell volume homeostasis; sodium ion homeostasis. Gene Ontology annotation, molecular function: sodium:potassium:chloride symporter activity. Lineage: Eukaryota; Metazoa; Chordata; Mammalia; Primates; Cercopithecidae.
UACGUUUCCUCGGAAGAAGGCUCCUUGGUGCUUUGAAGAACAUCCUGAAGAUUAUAUAGGAGACAAUAUAUCAAGAAUUUAUUUAUUGAAUGGUCUAGAACAAAAGCCAGGAGCUCCCUAAUGGAAGCACAUUAGUGUUUAUUUUGAUGAAGAAAUAUAUAGAUUUUUUAACACAACCAUAAAGUAGAUAGCUCAGUAAAAAAUCAAUUUUGGAAGAUGUCACUGAACAACUCUUCCAACAUAUUUCUGGAUUCAGUGCCCAGUAAUACCAAUCGCUUUCAAGUUAAUGUCAUAAAUGAGAACCAUGAGAGCAGUGCAGCGGCAAAUGACAACACUGACCCACCACAUUAUGAAGAAACCUCUUUUGGGGAUGAGGCUCAGAAAAGACUCAGAAUCAGCUUUAGGCCUGGGAAUCAGGAGUGCUAUGACAAUUUCCUCCAAAGUGGAGAAACUGCUAAAACAGAUGCCAGUUUUCAUGCUUAUGAUUCUCACACAAACACAUACUACUUACAAACUUUUGGCCACAACACCAUGGAUGCUGUUCCCAAGAUAGAGUACUAUCGCAACACCGGCAGCAUCAGUGGACCCAAGGUCAACCGACCCAGCCUGCUUGAGAUUCAUGAGCAACUCGCAAAGAAUGUGGCAGUCACCCCAAGUUCAGCUGACAGAGUUGCUAACGGUGAUGGGAUACCUGGAGAUGAGCAAGCUGAAAAUAAGGAAGACGAUCAAGCUGGUGUCGUGAAGUUUGGAUGGGUGAAAGGUGUGCUGGUAAGAUGCAUGCUGAACAUCUGGGGAGUCAUGCUCUUCAUUCGCCUCUCCUGGAUUGUUGGAGAAGCUGGAAUUGGUCUUGGAGUUCUCAUAAUUCUUCUUUCCACCAUGGUAACUUCUAUUACUGGGUUGUCAACUUCUGCAAUAGCAACUAACGGGUUUGUUCGUGGAGGUGGGGCCUACUAUCUUAUUUCCAGAAGUUUAGGGCCCGAGUUCGGUGGGUCAAUAGGCCUGAUCUUUGCUUUUGCUAAUGCAGUGGCUGUUGCUAUGUAUGUGGUGGGAUUUGCUGAGACUGUAGUAGAUCUUCUUAAGGAGAGUGAUUCGAUGAUGGUGGAUCCAACCAAUGACAUCCGGAUUAUAGGCUCCAUCACAGUGGUGAUUCUUCUAGGAAUUUCAGUAGCUGGAAUGGAAUGGGAGGCAAAGGCCCAAGUGAUUCUUCUGGUCAUUCUUCUCAUUGCUAUUGCAAACUUCUUCAUUGGAACUGUCAUUCCAUCCAACAAUGAGAAAAAGUCCAGAGGUUUCUUUAAUUACCAAGCAUCAAUAUUUGCAGAAAACUUUGGGCCACGCUUCACAAAGGGUGAAGGCUUCUUCUCUGUCUUUGCCAUUUUUUUCCCAGCAGCUACUGGGAUUCUUGCUGGUGCCAAUAUCUCAGGAGAUUUGGAGGAUCCCCAAGACGCCAUCCCCAGAGGAACCAUGCUGGCCAUUUUCAUCACCACUGUUGCCUACUUAGGGGUUGCAAUUUGUGUAGGGGCCUGUGUGGUCCGAGAUGCCACCGGGAACAUGAAUGACACCAUCAUUUCUGGGAUGAACUGCAAUGGUUCAGCAGCAUGUGGGUUGGGCUAUGACUUCUCAAGAUGUCGACAUGAACCAUGUCAGUAUGGACUGAUGAACAAUUUCCAGGUCAUGAGCAUGGUAUCAGGGUUUGGCCCCCUCAUCACUGCGGGAAUCUUUUCUGCAACGCUUUCCUCCGCCCUGGCUUCCCUUGUCAGCGCACCCAAAGUGUUCCAGGCUCUGUGCAAGGACAACAUCUACAAAGCUCUGCAGUUUUUUGCAAAGGGAUACGGGAAAAACAAUGAACCCCUGAGAGGAUAUAUUCUCACUUUUCUUAUAGCCAUGGCAUUUAUUCUUAUUGCGGAACUGAACACCAUUGCUCCCAUCAUCUCCAACUUUUUCCUGGCCUCAUAUGCACUUAUUAAUUUCUCCUGCUUCCAUGCCUCUUAUGCCAAAUCUCCAGGAUGGAGACCUGCGUAUGGAAUUUACAACAUGUGGGUAUCUCUUUUUGGAGCUGUUUUGUGCUGUGCAGUCAUGUUUGUCAUCAACUGGUGGGCAGCUGUCAUCACCUAUGUCAUUGAAUUCUUCCUCUAUGUCUAUGUGACUUAUAAGAAGCCAGAUGUGAACUGGGGCUCCUCCACACAGGCUCUUUCCUAUGUGAGUGCUUUAGACAACGCUCUGGAAUUAACCACAGUGGAAGACCAUGUAAAAAACUUCAGGCCCCAAUGCAUUGUCUUAACAGGGGGACCCAUGACAAGACCUGCUCUCCUGGACAUAACUCACGCCUUUACCAAGAACAGUGGCCUUUGCAUCUGCUGUGAAGUCUUUGUGGGACCGCGCAAACUGUGUGUUAAGGAGAUGAACGGUGGCAUGGCGAAAAAACAGGCCUGGCUUAUAAAGAACAAAAUCAAGGCUUUUUACGCUGCAGUGGCGGCAGACUGUUUCAGGGAUGGUGUCCGAAGUCUCCUUCAGGCCUCAGGCUUAGGAAGAAUGAAACCAAACACUCUGGUGAUUGGAUAUAAGAAAAACUGGAGGAAAGCUCCCUUGACAGAGAUUGAGAACUACGUGGGAAUCAUACAUGAUGCAUUUGAUUUUGAGAUUGGUGUGGUUAUAGUCAGAAUCAGCCAAGGAUUUGACAUCUCUCAGGUUCUUCAGGUGCAAGAGGAAUUAGAGAGAUUAGAACAGGAGAGACUAGCAUUGGAGGCGACUAUCAAAGACAAUGAGUGUGAAGAGGAAAGUGGAGGCAUCCGAGGCUUGUUUAAAAAAGCUGGCAAGUUGAAUAUUACCAAGACAACGCCUAAAAAAGAUGGCAGCAUUAACACAAUCCAGUCGAUGCACGUGGGAGAGUUCAACCAGAAACUGGUGGAAGCCAGCACUCAAUUUAAAAAGAAACAAGAAAAAGGCACAAUUGAUGUUUGGUGGUUGUUUGAUGACGGAGGGUUAACACUUCUUAUCCCCUAUAUCUUGACUCUCAGAAAAAAAUGGAAAGACUGUAAAUUAAGGAUCUAUGUCGGAGGAAAGAUCAACCGCAUUGAAGAAGAAAAAAUUGCAAUGGCUUCCCUUCUGAGCAAAUUUAGGAUAAAAUUUGCAGACAUCCACAUCAUUGGUGACAUCAACAUUAAGCCAAACAAAGAGAGCUGGAAAGUCUUUGAAGAGAUGAUUGAACCAUAUCGUCUCCAUGAAAGCUGCAAAGAUUUAACAACUGCUGAGAAAUUAAAAAGAGAAACUCCAUGGAAAAUUACAGAUGCAGAACUGGAAGCAGUCAAGGAAAAGAGUUACCGCCAAGUUCGACUGAAUGAACUCUUACAGGAGCACUCCAGAGCUGCUAAUCUCAUUGUCCUGAGUCUUCCAGUGGCAAGAAAGGGAUCCAUAUCGGAUUUGUUGUAUAUGGCUUGGUUGGAAAUCCUCACAAAGAACCUCCCACCUGUCUUACUAGUUAGAGGAAAUCACAAAAAUGUCUUGACAUUUUACUCUUAAAACAUGAAAGAUUAGAAUACAUUUUACCUUAAUGUAUAUGCAUAAUUAAGAAACAUGUUCCAGUACUUUAUGUUGUAAUCUGAUCUGUGGAUAUGCAAACCUCUGGAGAUGAUCCUACCAGAUUCUACAUACAUUGCAUAAUAUUUAUCAGUUAAUGCGAGCUUUUUUUUCUCUUCUCAGCUUAAGGGGUUGUCAAAGCCAACGCUAUCCCUAGAAAAACAUUUUUGUCACUGCUGUUGAUAAAAACGAAAAUCAAGGAAAUUCAUGUUAGCUUAUGCUCAUGAAAACCACCAAUGUGAUUGUAAACUUCUCUAGACAAACGUAAUCUUUUGUUUCCAGAGUGUUUGCUCCUCAGCCCUGGUAUAGGUCUCAGCCCCACAGCAGGAUCUCAAUAAAUGCUUAUUGACAGGCUGGCAUAGUAACCACAGGUGGUUAUCAAAGGAAAAGACCAAUAGGCUGGAGAACAUAAUUAUGCUUGGCCCCCUCAGAUGCUUAUACCUACAAAGCAGAUUUAAAAAUCAAUAACUCAAAACUUUAAGAAGUACUUGAGUCUACAAAAUGUUCAAAGCAGUUACCUAAAUAAGGUUAUUUAAUGUAACAGAUUAUAUACUUAAAGUGAUCUGAGCGAUCAUUGAUAACAUAUGGCUUAAAUUUGCUGCUGCCUGAAAAGUAUAUUAACUAGAUUAGAAGACACCAUAUACUCCAGUGAAAUGAAAUAUAUUCUAUUCUCAAUGUAUAAACUUUAAUUGUACUCCCUAUCAAAUACUUUGAAAUUUCCAUUACAGCAUUACUUUGCAUAUUUUUUCUAAUUAAAUGGUUAGUACAGAUGAAAUCUUUAUAGAUGAGUACUUGAAAACUAAGUGCCACCAAUUUUCAAACCCUUAUUAAGAAAUAUAUCCUGAAUCAUAUAUUUAGUUACUUUCUAUAGUGAUUGUAUGGAUUUAAAAGAAUAAUUAAAAUGUGAAGUUGAAAAACUUGUAAAAUUUGGAAUAUACAGAUACUGAUUUUUUUCAUUUUUGUUAGUACAUCUAUAAUACUUAAUCAUAUUGACAAACCAAUGAAAAUAUUGUUUUUCUGAUGAAUGGCUUGAUUUUGCUCCUUGACAUGUUUUGACUGUUCAUUCUAACUGAAAACAUAUAUGGGAAAAUAUGAACCUGAAAUAAAAGCACUCAAAUUCAA